Cercospora beticola is the source of this 1978-nucleotide messenger RNA. Its product is annotated as S8 family peptidase. NCBI's taxonomy places the organism in Eukaryota, Fungi, Ascomycota, Dothideomycetes, Mycosphaerellales, Mycosphaerellaceae. Gene Ontology annotation, biological process: proteolysis. Gene Ontology annotation, molecular function: serine-type endopeptidase activity. The record is from RefSeq and is a predicted model, not a curated record.
CACGCGCGCAGCUCGAUAGCUGUCGUGCUUCAUCCAGCUCCUCUUUCCUCGACUCUCUUCCUCUUUCUUCCUCAUCUCUCUCAUCCAUCUCAUCAACACUCAUCCGUCUGUAGACCAGCUUCUACAGCACAUCCAACAUGAAGGGCUUUCUCGGCCUGUCGGCGGCCGCCGUGGUCGCCGCGUCACCAGUCGUCGUCGACAGCAUCCACAACGAUGCAGCUCCCAUCAUCAGCUCCACCAACGCGAAGGAGAUCCCCAACAGCUACAUGAUCAAGUUCAAGAAGCAUGUCACCACCAACCUCGCCGCCGACCACCACGACUGGGUGCAAGACCUGCACCUCUCGACGCAAUCGGCCAAGACCGAGCUCCGCAAGCGCUCGCAGACACCAAUGGUGGACGAGAUCUUCCACGGUCUCAAGCACACAUACAACAUUGCAGGCAGCCUGCUGGGAUACUCGGGUCACUUCGACGAGGAGACCAUUGAGCAGAUUCGCCGACACCCAGAUGUCGAGUUGGUUGAGAGAGACCAAGAAGUCCACACUCUGGGCGGCGAGCCUGAGGAGAUCGAGAAGAACGCUCCAUGGGGCCUUGCCCGUAUCUCGCACCGAGAUAGCUUAUCAUUCGGUACCUUCAACAAGUACCUCUACGCCGACCACGGCGGUGAGGGCGUUGAUGUUUACGUUAUCGACACUGGCACCAACGUUGACCACGUCGAUUUUGAAGGUCGUGCAUCUUGGGGCAAGACCAUCCCAUCUGGUGAUGCGGACGAGGAUGGAAACGGCCACGGAACUCACUGCUCCGGUACAGUCGCCGGCAAGAAGUACGGUGUCGCCAAGAAGGCCCAUGUCAAGGCCGUCAAGGUGCUCCGCUCGAACGGUUCCGGCUCCAUGUCCGAUGUUGUCAAGGGCGUCGAGUACGCCGCCGAAUCGCACUCUGAGCAGGUCUCGAUCGCGAAGAAGGGCAAGAGAAAGGGCUUCAAGGGCUCUACCGCCAACAUGAGCUUGGGUGGUGGCAAGUCUCCUCUCCUCGACCAGGCUGUCAACGCCGCUGUUGAUGCUGGUAUCCACUUUGCUGUCGCUGCUGGCAACGACAACGCCGACUCUUGCAACUACUCUCCCGCCGCCGCUGAGAACGCCGUCACUGUUGGUGCCUCGACUCUCGCUGACGAGCGCGCUUACUUCUCCAACUAUGGCAAGUGCAACGACAUCUUUGCCCCAGGUCUUAACAUCCAGUCUACCUGGAUCGGCAGCAAGCACGCCAUCAACACCAUCUCCGGUACCUCGAUGGCCUCUCCUCACAUUGCUGGUCUCCUCGCCUACCUGCUCUCUCUUCAGCCAGCGAAGGACUCUGCCUACGCUGUGGCCGACAUUACGCCAAAGAAGCUCAAGGCCAACCUCCUCUCUAUCGCCACCGAGGACGCCCUUUCCGACGUCCCAAGCAACACCAAGAACAUCCUCGCCUGGAACGGCGGUGGUAUCUCCAACUACAGCGACAUUGUCGAGCAGGGAAGCUACAAGGUCCACCGCGUCGAGGAGACCAUCUCCGAGAAGGCCUCCGACUUGUCGGAGAAGAUGGCCGAGCUCGAGCACAAGAUUGAGGCUGACAUCAAGGACUUCCUCCGCGAUAUCAAGAGCCAUUAAACGUCGCUAUGGCGAUGCAGCACGAUGAAGACGGCGGCACAGUACCCCGCCCCUGUACACUCGAAUGAUGUUUCCCGAAGAAGUCUUGUUGAAUUGCUCGACUCUUGAGGAAGUGGACAACCCAUACUGGAAUUUGCAUAGACGAAGAAUGGAAGAGAUUUGUAUGGAUGUGACGGGGGAUCCGAAUCGGCUGAGAUGAUGGCGGGCUACUGGCAUGGUAGGCACGUCGGAUAUUUGAUCAGGUCUUAUACUUGUUGUCUCUUGUGUGGACUUGCAUAAGAUAUGGCGGACAGAACAGUUCAGCUAGCCAUAUAACAAUGUCACGAACCUUGAAACGA